This is a messenger RNA of Fonsecaea erecta, 324 nucleotides long. RefSeq names its product cytosine deaminase. The transcript is spliced from 3 exons. Bases 1 to 324 code for a protein of 107 amino acids. Gene Ontology annotation, molecular function: diaminohydroxyphosphoribosylaminopyrimidine deaminase activity. The record is from RefSeq and is a predicted model, not a curated record. Gene Ontology annotation, cellular component: cytoplasm; nucleus. Lineage: Eukaryota; Fungi; Ascomycota; Eurotiomycetes; Chaetothyriales; Herpotrichiellaceae.
AUGCGUGUGCAGAAGGGGAGUGCAACGUUACAUGGCGAAAUCUCCGCCCUCGAAAACUCCGGCCGCCUGCCCGCCUCCGCCUACGCCGGCGCCACCAUGUACACGACCCUGUCCCCCUGCGACAUGUGCACGGGGGCCUGCAUCCUGUACAAGGUGGCCCGCGUUGUCAUCGGCGAGAACAAGACCUUCGUCGGCGGGGAGGACUAUCUCCGCCAACGGGGCGUCGAGGUUGUGGUCUUGGAGAACGCCAAGUGUCGAGACAUGAUGGGCAGCUUUAUCAAGGAAAAUCCGGGCAUUUGGCACGAGGAUAUCGGGGAGCAAUGA